Messenger RNA from Aquila chrysaetos chrysaetos, 867 nucleotides. RefSeq names its product keratin-associated protein 5-4-like. Lineage: Eukaryota; Metazoa; Chordata; Aves; Accipitriformes; Accipitridae. Bases 235 to 621 code for a protein of 128 amino acids. The record is from RefSeq and is a predicted model, not a curated record. The transcript is spliced from 2 exons.
GGCAAUACCCAGCACAGAUGAGGUGAGUUACGCAAGCAACCUGAAGAGUGGGGAGUUAAAAAAAAAAAAGCCAUCGACAAAUUAAACGGACAGGCAGACCUCUGCAAUAGGGAGGUGCUUCAUUUCCAGAUGGGGUGCACAGAGAGGGUAUAAAAGUGCUCCUGUCCUGGAAAGCCUCAUUCCCUCCUUGUCCCUUCGCUGCACGAGCAUCUCAGGUCACCCUAAAACACAGCAAUGUGCUCUCGCCAGGACAAGGACCAGUGCCACAGGCAGGAGCGCUACACCUGCCAGACCAGCGGAGGCUGCCACGGGAGCAGCGGUGGCUGUCACAGCAGCGGUGGCGGUGGUUGUCACAGCUCCGGCGGUGGCAGUGGCUGUCACAGCUCUGGCGGUGGUGGCGGCUGCCACAGCUCCGGCAGCACUGGUGGCUGCCACAGCUCUGGCGGCACUGGUGGCUGCCACAGCUCCGGUGGCAGCGGUGGCUGUCACAGCUCUGGCAGCAGUGGCAGCUGCCACAGCAGCAGUGGCUCCAGCUGCCACGGGAAGCCACAGGUCCAGUGCCAGCAGCAGCAGCAGCAGCAGCAGCAGGUCCACCAGCUGCCCUCGCAGAAGCUGAAGUGAUGGGGUGUCCCGCACACUCCAGCUCCAGCAGCAAAGGCCGCACAUGGACCAGCUCCCUCCGGCCUCCCCAAAGCUUUGCAAGCCCCGGGAGCUGCCUGGCUGCACACCCUCUCCUCUGCCCUCCAGGACCAUCGCUCCCUAUGGAAGGGGCAUCACUUGUGGUUCCCUGCUGCCUCCGCCGGAUGCACCAGGCUGUGCUUUGCCCCCGUGAGGGGCCCAUGAGACAAUAAAGCAUUAAGUUCCCAA